Messenger RNA from Danio rerio (zebrafish), 786 nucleotides. NCBI's taxonomy places the organism in Eukaryota, Metazoa, Chordata, Actinopteri, Cypriniformes, Danionidae. The record is from RefSeq and is a predicted model, not a curated record.
CCCGCGCGUCAAAGAAAUCAGCUGAGGGCUCGGAGUUUCACUCAGGAAAUCCAGGCUUCCAUCAUGUAUGGAUCAAGAGAAGUCGAUGCCAAUGGGCUGGCACAGACUAUUAGUUCAAACAUCCAGAGGAUAACGCUUCUAACUAAUGAAAUCCAGCAGUUGAUGAGACAUCUUGGAACGGCACAAGACACAAGUGACCUGCGACAGACAUUGCAGGAGAAGCAGCAGAGUGUCAAUCAACUUGCUAAAGUGACAGAUAAAUGCAUGAAAGAUUUCAGCUCUUUACCUGCGACCACAGAACAGAGGCAAAGAAAGAUCCAGCGAGAACGUCUCAUCACUGAAUUCUCCAACGUACUGGCCGUCUUCCAGAAAGCUCAGCGAGAGGUAGCAAAAAAAGAGAAGGAGUUUGUGGCUCGUGUUCGCGCAAGCUCCAGAGUUUCAGGUGGAGAUAUAGAUGAUGUGUUUGGAAGAGCUGCUCCAGCAUUCCAAAGUGAGUUCAGUGCUCAAGCUCAGAGCUAUGAGGAGAACAUCACAGAAGAAGAUCUGCGGCUCAUUCAGGAAAGAGAAUCUUCGAUCAGACAGCUGGAGUCGGACAUCACAGACAUUAAUGAAAUCUUCAGAGAUCUGGGCAUGAUGGUGCAUGAACAGGGAGACAUGAUUGACAGUAUAGAGGCCAACGUAUCAAACGCAGAAAUCAGUGUGCAGUCAGCCACAGAACAGCUGCAAAGAGCAGCAGGUCACCAGGUAUUUACAAACCACUGAUCAGCAUUUAUUCUUCCUCACAUU